AUGCUGACGGGCCUCUCAGAAGACCUUCAGGACGUCAGCGACUCCAGGAAAACAGCCAUCAUUAACGACGAACUUAGGAGGCUUAAUGUGGACAUUGCCACCUUACAAGAAACACGACUUGCAGACUCUGGAAGACUGAAGGAGAAAGACUACACCUUCUUCUGGCAGGGGAAAAGCCCCAAUGUACCGCGUCAGCAUGGGGUGGGCUUUGCAGUGAAGAACAACCUGCUGAACAUGGUAAAGCCAGGCAACAGCGGCUCAGAGCGACUCCUCACUCUCUGCCUGAACACCACGGCAGGCCCUGUAACUCUCGUCAGCGUGUAUGCUCCAACACUCUCUGCUACACCUGAAAUUAAAGACGAGUUUUAUGAUCAGCUCACAGCCACGAUCAGCAACAUCCCAAACAAAGAACAACUUAUCCUUCUGGGCGACUUCAACGCCAGAGUAGGAGCUGAUCAAAGAUCAUGGCCUUCUUGCCUUGGAAAGUUUGGCAUAGGCAAGAUGAACGACAAUGGCCAGAGACUGCUCGAGCUAUGCACCUAUCACAAACUCUGCAUAGCCAACUCUUUCUUCAAGACCAAACCUCAGCACAAGGUCUCUUGGAGACACCCGCGCUCAAAGCAGUGGCAUCAGCUGGACCUUAUCCUUGUCAGACGAACCGCUAUUAAGAACGUCCUCCACACACGCUCUUACCACAGCGCGGACUGUGACACAGACCACUCCUUGGUGUGUUGCAAGGUCAGGCUCCAUCCGAAAAGGUUCCACCGUGGCAAGAAGAAAGGGAGCCCUCGUAUUGAUGUCAUUAAGUUGAGCCAGCCUGAUCUUAAAGAGCAAUUUGCUGAGAGGUUUGAGAAUCAUCUAGCAACAUUACAGUCAGGGGACUCCGCAACUGAGAAGUGGACCACCUUACGGGAUACAAUGCAUCGCACUGCCUUGGCCACCUUUGGAAAAAGUACCUCGAAUUCGCAUGACUGGUUCAAAGCUAAAUCCGCUGUGAUGACCCCCAUCAUAGAAGCAAAGCGUGCCGCUCUAACGGAAUACAAGCGAUUACCCAGCGAGAAAAAUCUUCAGAUUCUCCGAGCUAUAAGGAACAAAGUCAAACACACUGCAAGACGCUGUGCCAACGACUACUGGACCGAACUCAGCGAAGCCAUCCAGACUGCAGCAAUUACUGGGAACAUAAGAGGGAUGUAUGAAGGCAUCAAAACAUCAAUAGGUCCAAUCCAGAACAAGACAGCUCCCCUUAAAUCCACCUCAGGGGAAGCCAUCACAGACAAGGGACAACAGAUGGAGAGAUGGGUGGAACACUACUCUGAUCUCUAUUCAAGACAGAAUGUAGUAACAUCAUCAGCCCUUGAUGCCAUAAAAUGCUUACCUGUAAUGGAAGAGCUUGACAACGAACCCACUAAUGACGAACUCAGCAAGGCUAUCAACAGCUUGGCCUCAAGGAAAGCUCCAGGCAGUGACGGGAUCCCCCUGACCUGA
Messenger RNA from Pocillopora verrucosa, 1485 nucleotides. Lineage: Eukaryota; Metazoa; Cnidaria; Anthozoa; Scleractinia; Pocilloporidae. The record is from RefSeq and is a predicted model, not a curated record.